This is a messenger RNA of Cladophialophora carrionii CBS 160.54, 813 nucleotides long. RefSeq lists its product as uncharacterized. The record is from RefSeq and is a predicted model, not a curated record. The transcript has 2 exons. NCBI's taxonomy places the organism in Eukaryota, Fungi, Ascomycota, Eurotiomycetes, Chaetothyriales, Herpotrichiellaceae. The coding region runs from base 1 to 813 and encodes 270 amino acids.
AUGCCAAAGCAGCCCACCAUACAUCGUCCAUAUCAGCGACCAGCGCCUUACAAUCUCCGAACGUCGACGACCAUGGUGACCAGCAUGCCACCGGCCAUGGCUCCCUGGAAUGGUCCACAAAUGCACAGCAUGGGUUACUCGGAUCACGGCCUUCAAUAUCACCAGCAACACAUGAUGCCCACCUAUCUGCCGGUCCCUAACGCCAUGCCGGCCGUUGCGCAAAUUCCAAGGGAGCCACUGCCCAAGCCCGGGCAAAGCGGGCCCUGGAGCAACGACGAGGACAGUGUUCUCAUGGAGGCCAAGCUGAAAGGCAUGUCCUGGGAAGAGAUACACCGGCAGCACUUUCCCGGGAAGUCGGCGAAUGCCUGUCGGAAGCGGCACGAACGGGUCCUGGCAAAGGUGCGCAACACCAAUUGGGAUGAAGCCAGGAUCCAAAGGGUAACCGAUGCAUACCACAAGCAUCGGAGCUCGAUAUGGGCGCCGCUCUGCAAUGAGCUUGGAGAAUCGUUGUCCGACGUCGAGAAAGUGAUGUUUCAACAAGGACUUCGAAAUUUGAGAAACCCUUCACGGUCCAGCCAUACGCGGAACCGAUCCCGGGCGAGCUCUGGCCAUGCGGGGGUGAGCGAGUAUGAGCGUGGCUCGUCGCUUGACGAACCGUUUGACCAUGCCGACGACAGUGGCAUCAGCCUUGGCAACCCGUUGCAUAGUCGUCGACCCAGUGAGAUGGGUCAAGCCAUGUCGUCCUCGGUGGAGAGCCUUCCAUCGGUGGGCCACCUCCUCUCGGAAGCAGGAGGUUAUCACUAUACGACGUGA